Molecule: messenger RNA, 1464 nt
Organism: Linum trigynum
Lineage: Eukaryota; Viridiplantae; Streptophyta; Magnoliopsida; Malpighiales; Linaceae
Source: the annotation of a GenBank genome assembly
CUUUUUUUGACCUCCUUUCUGGCUGGACGGAGGUGGUGGUGGCGGUGGAUCUUUCUCUGAACACCCGCUCUCGCUCGCCUUCUUCUUCUUCCUCCUCUCUUUGCUCCCAUGGAGUAAACCAGACCUCCCCACUCCGCCAGCUUCCGAUUUCUUUUGGGAGGAGCAAAAAACUUUUGUUGCUCCCGCUGGCUCUAUAAUUCGUAUUUUUGAAGCUUUUUGUCAUUGGGGGGCGCGCUCAAAUGGGGUCUGAAACCAUCUCUGGCUCGGAGAAGGAGAAUUCGAACGAUAGCGCCGAAACCCUCGUGAUGUUGAAUGUCUACGAUCUCACCCCUGUCAAUGAUUACACCUACUGGUUCGGUUUUGGGAUUUUCCAUUCUGGCAUUGAAGUUCAUGGGAAGGAGUAUGGAUUUGGAGCUCAUGACUUCCCAAUUAGUGGAGUUUUCGAAGUCGAGCCAAGAAACUGCCCCGGUUUCAUUUACAGAUGUUCCAUCCCAGUGGGGACUAUAAUGAUGCCGCCUAUAGAGUUCAGGACUUUCAUUGAGGGUAUGGCUUCCGAGUAUCAUGGAGACACUUAUCACCUCAUCUCCAAGAACUGCAACCAUUUCACAGAUGAUGUAAGCUCCAGGUUGACAGGAAAGAGAAUCCCAGGCUUUGUAAAUCGCCUCGCUCGCCUUGGUUCCCUAUGCAGUUGUUUGCUUCCUGAAAGCCUUCAAGUAACUUCAGUGAAACAGCUACCUGAGCACCACGAUUUAUUGGAAGACGAUGGAAGCGAGUCUCUGACAACUGGCACCCCACCCUGUGAACAAAUGGAAAUCGAUGAUACUGAUCAAGAGAGGCACCUUCUAUCUCCAAGCAAUGGAGCUGCAGAAGUAUUGUUUGUCAGAGAGAGAACUCUAACAGAAGAAGAAAAGCUGCCUCAUUGAGGGUUGAAUACAAACGAAAGAAGAUAGCCUCUUUUUACCCUUUCCAAACCCACUGCUGCAGUAUCCUUCGAGACAGGAUUCCAAACGUAGGACACAGGGAUAUAGGAUCCUCUAUUUGCUUGCUUUUUUCCAUGCAAUCCUGUAGAGGAUGCAAGGAAGAAGAGCCUCACAAGUCACAACACCUGGGUUAGUGCUUUUUGCUGUUGGCUUGCAUUUUUUCCCCUUUGUCUUCUGGUUUUUGUUGUAUCAUUGUUAGGUUUGCCUCUUGAUUGUCAUAUAUGGCUUCCACUCCACUUUGGAUUGUGCCACAGAUUGCUCCCCCAACCUUUCUGUUUUGGUCUGUUGAAAAGAAAGAAUCCAGAAAAAACUAGUUACCUGUUAAUGGUCUGUAAUUGUAUUCAUACCCUGUACUGGCACCUUUCUAGUUAGUGGAAAUGACUUCUUGAAAUUGAUUGAGAAGUCAGAAUGGUGUUAUUUUCAUCAGUGUAAUUGUGUUGCUUGUAGAAAGAAGGGUUCAACCUAAUACAAUUGAUGGGUGGGA